Molecule: messenger RNA, 828 nt
Organism: Synchiropus splendidus (mandarinfish)
Lineage: Eukaryota; Metazoa; Chordata; Actinopteri; Syngnathiformes; Callionymidae
Gene: arl6ip1
Product: ADP-ribosylation factor-like 6 interacting protein 1
Exons: 6
Coding region: 111-722 (203 amino acids)
Source: RefSeq, a predicted model, not a curated record
CUAUGACGUCACCGUUGUGUAUAAAAAACGUCCCCGCAGCCGCUCACCGUUAGUGACGCAGCGAAUCUUUGACUGCAGUUGGGUGUUGAUUUUUAAAACGGUGACGGAGGAUGGCAGAAGGCGAUAACAAAAGCGCGAACAUGCUGGCUCAAGAGACCGCUCAGUUGGAGGAACACCUGCAGGGAUGGGGAGAGGUCAUCCUGGCCGGAGAUCGUGUUCUGCGUUGGGAAAAGCCAUGGUUUCCCGGAGCCCUGAUUGGCGCCACCACAAUUUUGUUCCUCAUGAUUUACUAUUUGGAUCCCUCUGUGCUCACUGGACUCUCCUGCACAGUCAUGCUGCUCUGCUUGGCAGACUACCUUGUGCCCACCCUCGCACCCAGAGUCUUUGGCUCCAACAAGUGGACCACUGAGCAGCAGCAGCGUUUCCAUGAGAUCUGCAGCAACCUGGUCAAGUCACAGCGUCGCCUCGUUGGUUGGUGGAAGCGACUGUGCACUCUGAAGGAAGAGAAGCCAAAGAUGUACUUUGCCUCCGUCAUCAGCAGUCUGCUGGCAGUUGCCUGGAUUGGACAGCAGGUUCACAACCUCUUCCUCACAUACUUGAUUGUGAGCUUCCUGCUGCUGAUGCCGGGCCUCAACCAGCACGGUGUCAUCACCAAGUACACCUCCAUGGCCAAGAGGGAGAUCAAUAAAUUGCUCAAGCAGAAGGAGAAGAAGAACGAGUAGGUGGGGCGUCACGCCAUGCCCACAUGGAUCUGGAGGUCAGCAGAUGUUUAAAUGAGCACCAUAAAUGAAUCUUUUUGUUUUUUUGUUUAAGGAUUGGUUUGAACUC